Messenger RNA from Symphalangus syndactylus (siamang), 1243 nucleotides. It is a transcript of the gene TRPT1, whose product is annotated as tRNA phosphotransferase 1. Gene Ontology annotation, biological process: tRNA splicing, via endonucleolytic cleavage and ligation. The record is from RefSeq and is a predicted model, not a curated record. Lineage: Eukaryota; Metazoa; Chordata; Mammalia; Primates; Hylobatidae. Gene Ontology annotation, molecular function: tRNA 2'-phosphotransferase activity.
ACUCUCCCGCCCCCUCCGUCGGCACUUCGGCCCUGCCUCCCAGACCACCCUGCGGGGCGCACCAGCGAUCUGGAGUGCGGGGUUCGGCCUCCCUGCGCUCCUGGCUGACGGUGUAACCUUGGGUCUUAGCCAUGAACUUCUCUGGAGGAGGGAGGCAGGAAGCAGCAGGGUCCAGGGGUAGAAGGGCUCCCAGACCCCGGGAACAGUGGGUCAUCGAGGGUUCAGGAUGGGCAGCAGGGCAGGGUCACCAUGGAGACCAGGGGCCACCGCUGGGUUCUUUCAGGACCGAGACGUGCAGCUGUCCAAGGCUCUGUCCUAUGCCCUGCGCCAUGGGGCUUUGAAGCUGGGGCUUCCCAUGGGGGCCGACGGCUUCGUGCCCCUGGGCGCCCUCCUGCAGUUGCCCCAGUUCCGCGGCUUCUCUGCUGAAGAUGUGCAGCGCGUGGUGGACACCAAUAGGAAGCAGCGGUUCGCCCUGCAGCCGGGGGAUCCGAGCACUGGCCUUCUCAUCCGGGCCAACCAGGGCCAUUCCCUGCAGGCUGGGGUACCUAAGUUGGAGCUGAUGCCCCUGGAGACACCGCAGGCCCUGCCCCCGAUGCUAGUCCAUGGUACAUUCUGGAAGCACUGGCCAUCCAUCCUACUUGAGGGCCUGUCCUGCCAGGGAAGGACGCAUAUCCACCUGGCCCCAGGACUGCCUGGAGACCCCGGUGUCAUCAGUGGUCAGUGCCCUCCCCUCCACCUAGCUACUCCCACCCACUCUGUCCAGCCAGAUCCCCUUCAAAGGUUACAACACUUGUCUGGGGCCACCCCAUGCCCGGCAUGGAGCAGCACCCCUGCAUCCCCCAGCCCAGGACCCCAGUCUGCCCAAGUUGCUGACUGCACUCCAGGUGCCCAGGCCUCAGCCCCAGCUGUCUCUGCAGGCAUGCGGUCCCAUUGUGAAAUAGCUGUGUUCAUCGAUGGACCCCUGGCUCUGGCAGCAGAUGGAAUACCCUUCUUCCGCUCUGCCAAUGGGGUGAUUCUGACUCCAGGGAAUACUGAUGGCUUCCUGCUUCCCAAGUACUUCAAGGAGGCCCUGCAGCUACGCCCUACCCGAAAGCCCCUUUCCUUGGCUGGUGAUGAAGAGACAGAGUGUCAGAGCAGCCCCAAGCACAGCUCCAGAGAAAGGAGGAGGAUCCAACAAUAAAAUAUUAAUUUAUACAAAAGAAAUUUUAAAAAGUAACAAGAAAGAAACUCCAGUUUGAAACCA